AAUUGUUUUUUGACAUUUUUGGGAAAAAAACCCAUUUUUUUAAUGGACUGAAAUGGACUCAUUGUUCUAAAAAACUUUUGAUGGUUUUAAGGAUUGAAUGGGAUUUGCUUUAUUUAUAUGUGGGUUUUGUUUGUUUUUUGUUUGUUUUUUUCUAAUGUAAUGGGUGUGUUGGUGAAGAUUCAGACAAAAUGUGAUUUCUGCAAUUUGCAGAGAUAUAGAAUUCUUUUUUCUGGAUUUCGUUUCAGAAUAAUUAGAAAAAAAAAAGGAAAAAAGUACUUGCUUAGCUUACUCCAUUGAUUGUUUCCCACUUGUUUUCUUUAUCUUUGUUAAUAUUGAGUUAAUACCUGCUUUUGAACAUUGAAUGGGCUCCUGUGUUUGUUGUAACUUGUGAAACCCUCUCUCUCUUUUCUCUCUCUCUUCUCCAUCUCCCUCUUUUAUUUCCUGUUCUUUGUCGAUUCUUUAUAGGGUCUUCAGUGUAAAAACCCUCAGGGUUGAACUGGGUUUUUGUUCUUGGGUGUUAUUGACUCCAAUAUAGCUCCUCACUUCAAAAGUUUCAAGAUUGAGAUAUGAGUUUUUGAUUUUUGGGUUCAAAGAUGAAACCAGGAUAAGGAAAACUCCUCCCAAGCUCAAAUUUUCUCCUCCAUGGAGACCAUGACUUCAUCUUCACUCCCCCUCCCUCGAGAAGCAUCAACUUAUGAUGAGGUUUCUAUGGAGCAGAGCCUCCUGUUCUCAGAUAGUCUCAAGGAUUUGAAGAAUCUGAGAUCACAGUUGUACUCAGCAGCUGAGUAUUUUGAGCUAUCCUACACCAAUGAUGACCAAAAACAGAUAGUGAUGGAGACAUUGAAAGAGUACGCCAUUAAAGCUCUUGUGAAUACUGUGGACCAUCUGGGUUCUGUGACAUACAAGGUGAACGAUCUCUUAGAUGAAAAGGUUGAUGAAGUUUCCGGUACAGAGCUUCGAGUAUCUUGCAUUGAACAGAGACUGCGGACGUGCCAUGAAUAUAUGGAUCAUGAGGGCGUCUCCCAACAGUCACUGGUGAUUGAUACACCCAAGUACCACAAACGAUACAUCUUGCCAGUUGGGGAAACCAUGAAUGGUGGCAGAACUAAAUCGAAGUACCAGGGACGCAGCCUGGAUGAUGAAGAUGACUGGCAUCAAUUUAGGAAUGCUGUUCGUGCCACAAUUAUAGACACCCCAUCAUCUUCAUUCAGAAAAGGGAAUUCACCAUCACCUUCUCCACGGCUUUCUCGGCCAGCAACCUUUUCCUUCACUGGCACCAUGCCCAGAAAAGAUCUAGAGAAGCGGGCAGUUUCACCUCAUCGGUUUCCUCUUUUACGAUCUGGGUCUGUCUCUAGUAGGCCAACCACUCCAAACUCGAGCAGACCGACUACUCCCAACACUGCUGCUGCAAGACGGUACCCUUCUGAACCAAGAAAGUCAGCUUCAAUGCGGCUCCAUCCUGAAAGGGAGAACCCCAAAGAUAUGGAGCAAUACCCCAGCAAGAGUAAACGGCUCCUCAAGGCAUUGCUCAGCCGACGCAAGUCGAAGAAAGAUGAGAUGCUAUAUACUUACUUGGAUGAAUACUGAGAUGAUAGAUAAUAAAGGAAGACAGAAAAGAAACCAUGGAAGCCAGAGGGAGUCACUGCAGACUUCCAUUUUUCAAUAUCUUCUAUGAUGCACAAUGUAUUUUACCAAUUGACGUUAUAUGAAAUUGCUUCCAGCUAUUGUUUAAAGUUCUACCAAAGGUUGAUCAUUUCUUGUUUUUUCGAUAUUAAAUGGCAGGGUUGAGCUUGAUGGUGA
Molecule: messenger RNA, 1800 nt
Organism: Vitis vinifera (wine grape)
Lineage: Eukaryota; Viridiplantae; Streptophyta; Magnoliopsida; Vitales; Vitaceae
Product: protein ABIL2
Exons: 10
Coding region: 643-1587 (314 amino acids)
Source: RefSeq, a predicted model, not a curated record